Molecule: messenger RNA, 2034 nt
Organism: Tetrahymena thermophila SB210
Lineage: Eukaryota; Ciliophora; Oligohymenophorea; Hymenostomatida; Tetrahymenidae
Product: EGF-like domain protein
Exons: 14
Source: RefSeq, a predicted model, not a curated record
AUGAAAAAAAUAGGAAAAGGAAAACAGAUUUUACUUUUUAUAAUCAUACAAAAUAUAUUCAUAUACUGUCAAUCUUUUAGUUUUACUUCAAAUACUCUAACAUCAACUAGCUUUAGUACUGAUAAAAUCAUUAGUGCUACAUAUAAAAGCGCAGGAGUAGUAGCUACUUGCUAAUAAAAUAUGUCUGUAAUCAAGGCACUAUCUUUUUCUAACACUUAUACUGCAUCUAAUGUAAAAUCAUAUUCAAGUUCUGGAAAUUGUAUUAGUGUUUAAUUCUAUUAAUCUGCUACACAAAAUUUAAUUUUAUCGAUUUCUCAGUAAUCUGGAAAAUUAUUAAAUUAUGGUUCAAAUUAAAUUAGUCUUUAUAAUACUCUUUUUUCAACUAGUAGCAAUACAUACACUUAAACUGUAUCUGUAUACAGUUCUGUAUAAAGUCAGGAAGGAAUAUUGGUUGGAUUUUCAAAUGGGGAAAUUAAAAACUAUUUUUAGAAUGUUAAUCAUUAAACCUUUAACAACUGUACAAACUAAGUCAUAGGGCUAUGGUACAGCCAAAUAGAUUCAGUUAAUUUAGUUUUUGCUGCAUGCGGAGCUUCUACAAUUUUUAUUUAUGAUAAAAGCAUAAUUCCUACUGGUCAUUCUGUUUAAUAAACCACUUUUUAUGCUAUAAGCUCAUAUUAGAUUUCAAAUAAUGUUAAUCUAAUAAAAUUUAUCAAAAUGGGAGUAGAUGCUAAUUAUACAUGUGGAGCUGUUUCUAAAUAUGGUUCAACAUAUAAAAUGUUGGUGCUUUAUUAUUCAAGUAAUGCAUUCAACCUUUAUAAAACAUUUACUUUGAAUAAUGAUUUUGUUGAUAUUUAUGGAUUAACUAACUAUUUUAUGGUGCUUUAAUAAAAUCUUAUCACAGUUUUUAAUUUCGAUGGAAACAUAUUAGGAUAAUCUUAAACUAUAUCUAAUUAAUUUACUCUUUUCUCUUUUUUGGAUGAAACAAAUUUCAUGACAGUUGAUAACUAAAAUAAUAUUUAAAUAUGGACUGUCACUUUUAGCACUACUCCUUGCCCUUAUUACUGCAAAUGUUUAUUAGGAUCUUCUAUUUGUACUUCUUGUCCAUCUAAUAGUAACAGAGCCAGUUUAGACAUAAAUAAUAAAUGUCUUUGUAAUCCUGGUUUUUAUGAUGAUGGAGUCAGUUAAAUUUGUAUAAUAUGUCACUCUUCUUGUAAAACUUGCAAUGGACCAAAUGAUAACAAUUGUUAAUCAUGUUAAGAUGGUUAUUUUUUAGUAUCAGGCUAGUGCUAGUAAUGUGAUUAUAGUUGCUAAACAUGUUAAAAUACAAAUAACUUUUGUCUAUCAUGUAAUCAAUCUUUAGGACCUAGAACCUUUAAUGCAGCAAAUGGAACAUGUUUAUGUACAUUAAAUUAUAUAGAAAACUAAAAUAAAAUUUGUAGUUGCACUAAUGAUUAUUGUUUGACAUGCAACCCUUUAGAUGGAUUUUAAUGCUAAAGUUGUAAAAAUGAUACUUCAUGGAAUUUAACACCGUAUAAAAAAUGCGAAUGCAAAGAUGGAUUUUACUUGGACUAAACUUCAAAUGAUUGUAAAAGGUGUAGUUUUCCAUGUAUAAAAUGCAUAGGUUCUAGUACACGCUGUAAGUCUUGUAAAAAUACACAAACAUGGUAACUAGUAAAUAAUUCAUGCUCUUGUAAAGUAGGAUAUUAUUUAGACUAAAGCUCUUAAGAAUGCUAAGCUUGUCCUUCUCUUUGUUCUGAAUGUAACAGUAGUACUUAAUGCACUUCUUAUGGAUACUAUUUUGAUAUUUCUUCAAAUGAUUGCUUACCUUGCCCUCCUCUUUGCUCAGCAUGCACUAGCAGUAACUUUUGUACUUCUUGCAAAAAUUCUACAUCUAUGUAGAUUUUUAAUAAUAUGUGCGAAUGCUCAAGUGGAUUUCAUUUAAGUUAAGAUUAAAGAAACUGGAUUCACCAGGAUGGAGUUUAGAUAAAAGUAAAAAUACUUGUUAUUGUACUGAUGGAUACUAUUUUGAUAUGA